This is a messenger RNA of Strongylocentrotus purpuratus (purple sea urchin), 774 nucleotides long. RefSeq lists its product as uncharacterized. The transcript has 3 exons. NCBI's taxonomy places the organism in Eukaryota, Metazoa, Echinodermata, Echinoidea, Camarodonta, Strongylocentrotidae. The coding region runs from base 1 to 774 and encodes 257 amino acids. The record is from RefSeq and is a predicted model, not a curated record.
AUGCCGGAGCAGCAACACCCGCGAAAGCUGAAGGAACCCAAAGCCAGGUGUGACCAGGGCCGGCUCAUUUCAGGCCGAGGUACCAAAAGGGCGGCAGCUGAGCCUCCGCCCAAACCCAAGAUGCCUCUCGUGUCUCUUGGUGGCUGUCUCAAGUACUGCGGAAUUGCUCAAGUUGCACGUGUCACUAGCGGCAGCAAGGCCAGUAAUCGGGUUCCGAGUGUCCGUGGCCGCAAUGGCGACACUCUUCCCCAGAGCAUGAGUGUCAGAGGCCGCACGCCAACGACGCCCGUCUCUAUUCUAAUCUCCGGAACUGCUUUCGUUGACCUCUCUGCUGCCUACGACACCGUGAACAACAGAAUCCUCACCAGGAAGAUAUUUGAGCUGACAAAGGAUGUGAGACUGACUGGACUCAUCCAGACGUUGCUGUCCAAUGUUGUCCUCGUUGGUAAUCGCAGCAGAUCACGCAGACAGAAAAAUGGCCUACCACAAGGAAGUGUGCUUGCACCACUGCUCUUUAACGUGUACCCAAAUGACCAACCGAUCCAACCAAGCACCAGGAGCUUCAUCUACGCUGAUGAUCUGUGCAUCGCCACCCAGAACCAGUCUUUUGUGAAGUUGGAGGAGUCCCUCAGUGAUGCCCUGGCCGGACUCGUCCCAUAUCACGCGACCAACCACCUGAGAGCUAACCCUGACAGAAUUCAGAUAAGUGCAUUCCACCUCAGGAACAGGUAUGCCAACCAUCAACUAAGGAUCACCUGGUAUGGGAAAGGCUGA